Lipotes vexillifer (Yangtze River dolphin) is the source of this 1670-nucleotide messenger RNA. RefSeq names its product mitochondrial transcription termination factor 2 (gene MTERF2). The record is from RefSeq and is a predicted model, not a curated record. Bases 230 to 1417 code for a protein of 395 amino acids. Gene Ontology annotation, cellular component: mitochondrial matrix. Gene Ontology annotation, biological process: termination of mitochondrial transcription; regulation of DNA-templated transcription. Lineage: Eukaryota; Metazoa; Chordata; Mammalia; Artiodactyla; Lipotidae. Gene Ontology annotation, molecular function: double-stranded DNA binding. The transcript is spliced from 2 exons.
GGGUGGUGACAAAGCCUAAGACAAAGAGGCCUUGAAGGCCAUGGUAAGGCUUUUUUACUUUAUGUCUUUAUCCUAAAGUGCCAUCGAAAAGUUUAUUGCAGGGAGGUGACAAGAUCACAUUUUGAGAAGAAGCUGGAAAGAAGCCCAAGUGGAUUAAGAAGCCCCCGGAUGAGGACAGGAUCUCUGGGGAGAAACUCUAAGGUAUGAUGAGUACCUUCUGAGUCUCAGGAUGGUGGGAAUUAGCCAGUGGAUUGCAGGCAUGUUGUGGAAGUUGCUGAUGAGAUCCCAGCCCUGCAGGCUCUGUUCUUUCAGAAAGAUGCUAUCAGCUCCAAAAUACACACCUUUUCUAGCAUCCUUCACCUAUACAACUGAUAAUCAGUCAAAUAGAGAAAAUAAAAAGACAGUAGAAAAGCUCUAUAAAUUGUCAGUUGACAUCAGGAAAAUUCGAAGAUUAAAAGGAUGGGUACUUCUGGAGGAUGAAACCUAUGUUGAAGAAAUUGCAAAUAUUUUACAACAGCUAGGUGCCGAUGAGACUGCUGUAGCCAGUAUUUUGGAACACUGCCCAGAAGCAAUUAUCUGCAGUCCACCUGCUGUUAACACCCAGAGAGAACUCUGGCAGUCGGUUUGCAAGAACGAGAAAGAGUUAGUUAAGUUAAUAGAACAGUUUCCAGAAUCUUUCUUUACUGUUCAAGACCAGGAAAACCGGAAGCUGAAUGUUCAAUUCUUUCAAGAGUUGGGAUUCAAAAAUGUGGUCAUUAGUAGAUUUCUGACAACUGCAUCUAAUAUUUUUCACACUCCUAUUGAGAAGAAUAAGCAAAUGAUAAAUGUUCUUCAAGAGAGUUAUCUAAAUUUAGGUGGCUCUGAGGUCAACAUGAAAGUUUGGCUACUAAAAUUAUUAAGCCAAAACCCAUUUAUUUUGUUAAAUUCUUCUGCAUCUAUAAAGGAAACACUAGAAUUUCUCCAGGAGCAGGGUUUUACAAACUUUGAAAUUCUCCAACUUCUCUCCAAACUCAAAGGAUUUCUGUUUCAACUUUGCCCAAGAAGUAUACAAAACAGUAUGUCCUUCUCUAAAAAUGCUUUUAAAUGUACUGAUCAUGACCUGAAGCAAUUAGUUUUGAAAUGUCCUGCCCUUUUAUAUUAUUCCGUUCCAGUUUUGGAAGAGAGAAUUCAGGGAUUAUUGAAAGAAGGAAUUUCCAUAGCUCAGAUAAGAGAGACGCCAAAGGUUCUUGAAUUAACGCCACAAAUAGUACAGUACAGGGUAAGGAAAUUGAAUUCCUUAGGCUAUAGAAUAAAGGAUGGAUAUCUAGCAAAUCUAAAUGGAACAAAAAAAGAGUUUGAGGCUAACUUUGGUAAAAUUCAGGCCAAAAAAGGAAGGCCAUUAUUUAAUCCUGUGGCACCAUUAAAUGUUGAAGAGUAACUUGCUGACUGACGCGUCUUUCUAUCAGUGCCGAGUAAAACCAAGUAGCAAAACCGUGAUUCAGGCAUACUGUGGGCACCAGUAAUUUUAAGAACCUACUUAGCUUCUGAGUUGUGUUUAAAUGACCUCUAAGUAGAAAAUCUCUCACUCAAUUGCUGUACUUAAAAAUAUAAAUUGCAUUUAUUUUAAAUAAGGUUUGUAAUUUUGACCUUGGGCUAUUUCAAAAAACUAUUAAAUGGUCUAUCAGUGUGAU